Molecule: messenger RNA, 331 nt
Organism: Acaulospora colombiana
Lineage: Eukaryota; Fungi; Glomeromycota; Glomeromycetes; Diversisporales; Acaulosporaceae
Source: the annotation of a GenBank genome assembly
AUGGCCACUACCAGUAUGGGUGCUCCUAACUUCAAGAGAAAUGCAAAUGCCGAGGCCAAUCACGAAAAGCGUAAUGCCGCACCAUACUAUUACGAAUAUUACAAGCGUGAUGCCGCGCCAUACUAUUACGAAUAUUACAAACGCGACGCUAACAACGAAAAACGUGAUGCCGAACCAUACUACUACGAAUAUUACAAACGCGACGCUAACCACGAAAAACGUGAUGCAGAACCAUACUACUACGAAUAUUAUAAACGCGACGCUAACAACGAAAAACGUGAUGCCGAACCAUACUACGAAUAUUACAAACGCGACGCUAACAACGAAAAGC